Sycon ciliatum is the source of this 4004-nucleotide messenger RNA. RefSeq lists its product as uncharacterized. The record is from RefSeq and is a predicted model, not a curated record. Gene Ontology annotation, molecular function: calcium ion binding. The transcript is spliced from 20 exons. NCBI's taxonomy places the organism in Eukaryota, Metazoa, Porifera, Calcarea, Leucosolenida, Sycettidae. Bases 482 to 2953 code for a protein of 823 amino acids.
UGAAGGCAUUGCAUGGUCAUUGCAUAGACGAGUAGGCUACGAGCAUGCGACAGCUGUGUAGUGCAGAUUACAUUCCGUAGUAGAUCUGCUGUUAGCUGGUAGGAGCGGUCAAAAGGAAUUUCUGCUCUUGCGAUAACAAAAAAUCAAUUAUUAGACUGUGUUUACCUAAGUCAGUAAGUGCAGUGGCGAGCGAGAUUUCCAGCUUUUCAGGACAAGCGGUAGUUUAUUGGUGAAUAUAGUCCGCAGUCUGCCCGAGAUGUGAGGUUGCCAGAGUAGGAGAGGAAACGCCAUAGCAAAGUAGUUAGUAACUUACUUCACUCUUCAGCCUGUUGGCGGUGGAGGCAAGCAUUUCUCGACGCCUCGCCUCGUGGUGAAGGCCGUUUGAAGCCGCUGCUUGGACUACCAGGAUCUCUCCUUGUUUAUCGGAUGUCCCUUCCCUGAUCGCUAGACCAGAAGCUGCUCGUGCGCAUGGGAAAGAAGAAUGAGUCGCACGCGGGAGUUCAACUUGCCUCGCUUGCCGAACACAAGCCAUCGUAUUGUUGCGUCGGUGUCAACGUUGCAAGCGGUGACCCGUGAGCAGAAUGAGUUCAAGUCGUUCCUCGGCACACGUCGGCAAGACAUCACGUCUGCAGUGCUCCGUGAUCCGAUUAUGUUUGACGAUGUCUUCUGCAAGCAGGGGCGCUUGGAAGAACAGAAUGCGCCGAAAGCAGACUUGCCGCUGACGUGUCGCCCAUACAAUAGUCUUCAUGAUAAGCAUCUCCGGCGGAUGUUUGUACGUGAUCCAAAGCUGCGGAAGCAUCUCGUCAACCAAGGACUGAUCACGGAAGACAUGCGAGUCUGCAGCUCAGAAAAAGAGGUACGUGAAAAGAUACGUUCCCAUGAGAUGCUGGAAAGAAAGGAGCUCCUAAAGCAGCAACUGGAGGAGCGCGAGAAGGGACGACUUGUUCGAUUGCAGGAGGUCACUAAGCACAUGGCAUUUGAUCCACUUCUACAGGCACAAUCCCGGCCGCCUUCCCGCCUGCCGCCUGUUCUCGACUGGAGUCAGCGUCAAGAGAGAAAACGGCAAGCAAUGAAGGUGGCAACCCAGACGAAGAAGACAGAGUCAAAGCGGAAGAAGGAGGAGGAGAAGGCGGAGAAGAGCAAGAAUGAGAAGCAACUGCAGCACCAGCGCUGGCUGAAGCAUCUCGAGGAGGAAGAGUUGGAGAGGGAGCGUCGGCGACAUGCGGAAAUGCUGCGGCAGCAAGAGCUGCGCAGCGCUCACUACGACCGCAAGUUUGCAAACUUACCACGUGGCCAGCAACUAGCUGAGUGGCACAAGGUGGCGGAUCUUCUCCAGUCACGGAUGAUAUUCAUGCAGCAUCAAGUGUGGCCACCAGACCAUCAUUAUCAACAUAGUACAGGUGCUGGUGGUGCUGCUGCCGGUGCUAGUCGUCAUGCUGGUGCGAGUCACUCACGUAGACACAGUGCCAUGGGGGAUCAAGCUCCUCGCCAUGGCGGAAGCCAGACUGUCGAUGCUUUGAACAUGGAUUCAUUGAAGCGUCACUUGCUUGCCAUGGACACUGGCGUUGGGGAGGAUCACUCCAGCCUCGCCCUGGCCACCUCGGAAUACGCAUCACAGAUAUCACUGAGUGGAGAAGCAGGCAAGCCAGUGGAUGACACUCGGCAGCAGCAGUCUGCCGAUCAUGCACACCGCGGCGGCGAGAGCACACCAACCACGUCGAAGGCGUCCGUUUCGUCCAAGAAAAGCGCCAAGAGCCCGGCAAGCGGUUCGCCAAAGGCAGGUGCAACGCCGGAGAAAACAUCCCCUAAGGACGACGUGGUGCAGACAUCCGAUAGCGGGGACCAGAAGGAGGGUGCUGGCGAUUCGUCAACCGAUGCACCGGAUGAAGGUGGUAGCUUGGAGCUUGGUCCGCCGCCAGCACCGCAAGAUGAACUGGAGAUGCACAUCCUGACUGCCUUACAAAGCGUGGACAAUGAUAGCAGCGGGUUCAUAACAACCGAGGACGUUUUGAACGCCCUACAAUUUCACAGCGAGAUUCUGGAGUUCCACGAAGGCCAUCUUGAAGCAUUACAACAGCUGUGUCAAGAACUAGUGGAAACACACCACAUGGCUGUCCAUGGUCCUGAAGGCUGCCUGUCCUAUCAACACGCACUGCCGGAAAUCACCGACUUGAUACGACAAGCCAGUGCGGAUGUCGUAGCUGAGCUUUACCCGAGUGGAAACGUGUACGUAUGGUCACAGCUGCCCGAUGCCCUAGCCCGCCACACGCUCUGGUUCAAUAGAGAGACCAGUGAGCUAGCACUGGAGAGACCUGCGGAUGAUGUACCCAUUGUGCGGGAUGAGUUCUUCGAGGAGACCAUGGUGAAUAUGUUCAUAGAGUAUGACCUGAACCAGGAUAACCUACUGGACAGGAAUGAGUUUCUCAAGUUACUGCAGUCACCCGGUGUGGGUAGUCGUCUGACUGUCGAGCAGGUGGAGGAGCUAUGGAUGCUUUUCACCGAGUCUCCGCUGAACAGUCUGGACUUUGAUCACUUUGUGCCGUUUGCCAGACUGCUCAUACUGCGUAUCUAUGGCAACCAGUAUACCGAGGAGGAGCAGGAGUGGAUCGAGCUGUCGUGUCCGAUCUGCCCACGCUUCUGGUACAGUAAAGUCACUGGCCAGACCAUACUGCUACCGCCGGACAUCCUCUGGGACUAUCCGCUGGAAGAAGACGAAGCAAACGCUUACGAACAGACAAGUUUACCCACCAAAGUUGGCACACUGCGUCGUGAGGACAGCGCCUAUGGACAUCUUGUGGGGGAUCCGUCCACGCUGACAGACCGAAAGAUACUGCGACCGGUACCACCACCUCCAGCACAAUCACGAUUUGCGCAGACGCCACCGGCCGGCCUGGCCGCCAUCAGUGAAGAAGCCGCCAGUAUUCCCAGCCGUCCUGGAUCGUCGGCUGCCUAGCACACUGUCCGCUGUGGAGAGUCCUGGAUCAAUGGCGGCCUAGCCUUGGCUACAGUGUCUGUGGAGAGUCCUGGACUAUCAGUAGCCUAGCCUAGGAUAUCGUGUCUGUGGAGAGUCCUGGAUCAAUGGCGGCCUAGCCUAGGCUAUCGUGUCUGUGGAGAGUCCUGGAUCAAUGGCGGCCUAGCCUAGGCUAUAGUGUCUGUGGAGAGUCUUGGACUCAGUAGCAUAGCCUUGGCUACAGUAGCUGUGGAGAGUCCGGGAUCAAUGGCGGCCUAGCCUAGGCUAUAGUGUCUGUGGAGAGUCCUGGACUAUCAGUAGCCUAGCACCGUGACACUAGUCAUUGAGAGCCGGUGCGCUUGUGCACCGUGUCCAGUCAAGUGAGGGAAGGCAUAAAAACUGAACGUGAUCAUUUCAUUUUCAUUUUUAUUUGAUUGAUUUUCCAAUGGCGAAUAGAUGCCCAUCAUGGGAAUCUCAAGGCCUGGGACAAGGGUGAAAAUGCAUGUAUGUAAAAAAUGGAUAUGUUGAAAGAGUCAUGUAGUGCUAAAGAUCUGCAGGGAUGACAUUGAAGCUGACUUUGUCCUUGAUUCUUCCAAACUAUGAAUGCUACGAGUAUCAUUGUUCAUUUUCAAACUGCUGCUACUCAUGUAUACAACGCUACCGGGUCUGCAAAGCUGAACUCUCAAUUCUCUCAGGCGAGCUUUUCUGCGCCCUGUGCGUCAGAAAAUUGUUGAGAAAUGCAGGUUGCAUAGAGUUCUGCAUUUUUAGUAUUUUAAUAUUAAAAAUAAUACUGAGUUGCCAUGAAGACUUGAUUUUAGUUUUUAGUAAUUUACUUUAGAAUUCCCUACAGCAGUCUGCAGUGUAUGCAAGGCAAUGAGUGGAAUUCCAUGCUAUGCCCGCGUCGGGUCCUAUCAAAUUCUACAUAUUAUUAUUAUCAUUUCUCGCAGCACGCACUAGUUUCGAUUGGACAAUGUCUGCCGCAUUAUUGCUUCCCCUGUUCUAGGACAUCAAGAAAUACCAAGACUUCGAAUCAUGGAGGCUUGUGUUGGACGGA